AAAAGGCUGUUAGAGCAUCAUAUGCUACCUCCCAUUUAAUCGCGAAAAAUUCCAAGCCGUUUGCCGAAGGAAAAUUGAUAAAAGAAUGCCUGAUCGCAGCAGUAGAGUCGUUCGGAAAAUCAUUGACUCUGGAAGAAGUUGCUAGUAUUCCUUUAAAUAAUAUAGCAGUACAAUCUCGAAUCAACGAUAUUGCUUCUUCUUUAGAAAACCAAUUAAAAUCUCUAUUGCAAUCUUGUGCUUUUUUUCAUUGUGUCUCGAUGAGAGCACCGAUAAUCGGCAUUAGAACAACGGGAUCUGAUAUUUUCAAAGCCGUCAACCAAACUGUCGAAAAAUUUGACAUUGAUUUAAGUAAAUGUUCGGCUAUUGUGACCGAUGGCGCAAAGGCAAUGAUAGGCUCGAAAAAUGGAUUUUUCGGUCAACUAAAGCAGCGAGGUUUAAAGUUUCCUGUCUUACAUUGCAUUAUUCAUCUAGAAGCGUUAUGUGGGAAAGUUGUAAAACUAUCUACCGCAAUGCAAACGGUCACAAAAAUUAUUGUUUCACCCUUGCCGAUCAGGUCCGAUCAGGCAGCGGGGUCCACGAAAUGA
Molecule: messenger RNA, 584 nt
Organism: Vollenhovia emeryi
Lineage: Eukaryota; Metazoa; Arthropoda; Insecta; Hymenoptera; Formicidae
Product: SCAN domain-containing protein 3-like
Exons: 2
Source: RefSeq, a predicted model, not a curated record